This is a messenger RNA of Oryza brachyantha (malo sina), 2838 nucleotides long. RefSeq names its product disease resistance protein RPM1-like. Bases 1 to 2838 code for a protein of 945 amino acids. Lineage: Eukaryota; Viridiplantae; Streptophyta; Magnoliopsida; Poales; Poaceae. Gene Ontology annotation, molecular function: ADP binding. The record is from RefSeq and is a predicted model, not a curated record. The transcript has 2 exons. Gene Ontology annotation, biological process: defense response to other organism.
AUGGCCGAAGCUGUGAUAGUUUUAGCUGCGCAGAAGAUUGGUGUUGCCCUAGGGAAGGAGGCAAUCAACCAAGCCGCUUCAUAUUUCGAAACAUAUGUUACCCAGCUGACAGAUCUUCAAGGAAGAAUGGCUCGCAUCAGGACAGAACUCAGAGUGAUGCAUGAAUAUCUUUCCGGGAUUGAUGUCCGCAGUCACAACAAGAAGACGUAUGAAGUCUGGGUGGAGGAGGUGAGAAUGCAAGUGCAUAGAAUAGAGGACAUUGUGGAUGACUACUUGCACCUAAUUGGUCACAAACAUGACACUGGAUGGUGUAGCUCUCUUAAGAAAAGAUUCAAGAGACCAAAUAUCUUGCUUUCUUUAAACAGGAUAGUGUCAUCAAUUAAAGAAGCAGAGACCAAUCUGGAUCAUUUGUUCAAGACCAAAGACCGAUGGGUUUCGGUGCCAAAUGAGGGGGAUACUAGUGGUGAGAACUCAAGCUACAUUGUUGAGAGGUCCCGACAUCUCGCAGACAUUUCACGUUCCCUCCAUGAAGACGAUCUUGUCGGGGUGGAUGGAAACAUAAAUUUACUCCAUAGGUGGAUCACAACCGAUGAUGAUAUGAGACGCAAGGUGAUAAUGUUGCAUGGCGGUGGGAUGGGAGGACUCGGUAAGACAGCUUUGGCGGCAAAUGUGUACAACAAAGAGAAAGCCAACUUUGAAUGUUACGCCUGGGUCUCUAUCUCUCAAGCAUAUACCAUGAUGGAUGUACUAAAACGUUUGAACACUGAACUUUACAGCAGAGAAGCUAAGAACAGUAGUGUUUCGGAUAACAUUGAUGACCUCGGUCAUCGACUGGAGGGAUUUCUUAACGACCGCAAGUAUUUGAUUGUCUUCGAUGAUGUUUGGGAACCAGCAACUGUGGAUGAGUUGUUAAGAGCACUUGUUCCGAAUGACCGGGGUAGCAGAGUUCUUAUGACAACACGCAUACAUGGUGUGGCUCACCAUGCUUUAUCUGACAUGAGGAUAGAAAUACAGCCUCUAUCACCUGACGAUUCAUUGAUGCUCUUCCAGAAGACAGCUUUUCCAAGAGAAGAUAACACUAUCCCUGCAGAACUGACAACACUAGUAGAUGAAUUAGUUGGAAAGUGCAAAGGGAUACCUCUUGCGAUUGUCUCUGUUGGCAGGCUCCUUCGUGAUAAUACAGAAGCGGAAUUCAGGCGCAUACAUAACCAGCUCGACUGGGAGCUAAACAACAACCGAAAUACACAAGACGUCCGAAAUAUACUUUACUUGAGCUACAUCUACCUUCCGACAUAUCUGAAAAAUUGCUUCCUAUAUUGUAGUUUGUUUCCAGAGAACUAUCAUUUUAAAAGAAAAAAGCUUAUACGAUGGUGGAUAGCAGAGGGAUUUGUGGAGAAGAGGGGCGGAAGAACAAUGGAGAAAGUGGCAGAAGAUUAUCUCAAAGAGCUGGUUUACUGGAAAAUGCUACAGCUUGUUCGAAGUAAUUCAUUUGACAGGAUAAAAAUAAUCAAAAUGCAUGGUCUCGUACGUGAAUUGGCAGUUGAUAUGUGCCAAAAAGAGUGCUUUGGUGUUGUAUACAAUGACAAAGCUAUGAUACAUGGGGAGUCUCCUGGGGAGAAGGACGAACGUCGGAUCGUAAUACACAGGAUAAAUUGGGAUGUUGAUCCAGAUAAUUUAGGUGCACAUGUUACUCAAAAAAUUUCAGGUGCACACCACAUCCGAUCUCUUAUUCUCGAGGAGGAUAAUAGGACGCCACAGGCACGAACUCUGGUACCUGUUGUGGUGAAAUGCAGAUAUGUGUCAGUACUUGAGUUAAGUGGGCUAUCCAUUGACAAUGUUCCAAAUGCCAUCGGCGAUCUGUUUAACCUUCGGCAUCUUGGUUUGCGGGGAUCUAAGGUGAAGGUCCUCCCAAGUUCUAUCGAGAGGCUCUCCAACUUGCUGACGCUGGACCUUACAGGAUCAGAAUUACAAGAGCUGCCUAGAGGAAUUGUUAAGCUAACAAAGCUCAGGCACUUGUUUGCUGAGAAAGUGAGCGACAAAUACGGUCGAGACUUGCGGUGUCGCACUGGCGUACGCAUCCCCAAUGGCAUCGGCAUGGAGAAGUUGAGAGAACUACAGACGCUGCAAGCGCUGGAAUUGCGUAAUGAGGGGUCCUUGAGGCACUUGAAAGAGAUGAGGCAGAUGAGAAGCCUAAGGAUAACCGGUGUUAGGGGAAGUUAUUGUGAAGCCCUUUGCGUGUCCCUUAGUCAGAUGAAAAUGUUAUCCAACUUAGACAUCAUAGCAAGUGAUAGUGAGGAGUUCCUUCAACUAUCGAAUAAUCUAAACCCACUACCCGCAGACCUUGAGAAGCUAUCUUUGCGUGGAAGAUUGGCACAACCACACAUGCUACUAGGUGCUACUGCUGCAACAACAACAGGGGGUCAGAAUCAUUUGUGCUCACUGCAUCUAUCUUGGUCCCGGUUAGAAGACGACCCACUGCUAUCCCUCUCUCGGUGGUCGACUCUAACACGGCUAAGUUUUACCAGAGCGUAUGUCGGACAACAGCUGGUAUUCCUCCAAGGGUGGUUUACCAACCUCAAGAAACUCAUUUUAAGAGACAUGCCUAAUCUGGAUCGGCUGGAGAUACAACAAGGCACUAUGACGAGAAUACAAAAAAUAGUUCUACAAAACCUCAGCGGCAUGGUUCUGGUUCCUCGUGGCAUCGAGUAUGUUCAGCCCACUCUAAAAUCGCUAUUAUUUCUGGACAUCACCCCAGUCUUCUUUGCGGAGUUGCGCAAUUGUCGUAGACUAAUUCGCGAUAGGUGGCAGUACUCACUCAUUAGAGGAAACGGACAGUGA